Molecule: messenger RNA, 725 nt
Organism: Musca vetustissima
Lineage: Eukaryota; Metazoa; Arthropoda; Insecta; Diptera; Muscidae
Gene: Dgk
Product: diacylglycerol kinase 1
Exons: 4
Coding region: 85-675 (196 amino acids)
Biological process (GO): intracellular signal transduction; lipid phosphorylation; diacylglycerol metabolic process
Cellular component (GO): plasma membrane
Molecular function (GO): ATP-dependent diacylglycerol kinase activity
Source: RefSeq, a predicted model, not a curated record
UCUCUUGCUCUUCCACAGGAUGCCGCAAUUUGUGUUAAAUUUCAUUUGGAACGUGAAAAGAAUCCGCAUAAAUUCAACAGCCGCAUGAAAAAUAAACUCUGGUAUUUUGAAUACGCAACAUCGGAAACGUUUGCCGCAUCUUGUAAAAAUCUUCAUGAGAAUAUUGAAAUAUUUUGUGAUGGUGUUUCCUUGGAUUUAGCCAAUGGACCACAUUUACAGGGUAUUGCCUUACUUAACAUUCCCUAUACCCAUGGCGGUUCUAACUUAUGGGGUGAACAUCUAUCCCAAAAACGUAUACGCAAAAGUACUGGACCUUUUCGAAAGGGCAAGAAACUGAAAUCAUCGGAUAAGGAGCUGUCGACAACUAGCUUUACCUCCGGAGAUCUUUCGGUGGCCAUACAAGAUUUUGGCGACCGUUUAAUUGAAGUUAUUGGCCUUGAAAAUUGCCUGCACAUGGGCCAGGUCCGUACUGGUCUGCGUGCCUCUGGCCGCCGCCUGGCCCAGUGCAGUGAGGUAAUCAUAAAGACACGCAAAACAUUUCCCAUGCAAAUUGAUGGUGAACCUUGGAUGCAACAACCCUGCACGAUCAAAGUCACCCAUAAAAAUCAAGUUCCUAUGCUAAUGGCACCACGUUCCGAAAAAGGCAAAGGUUUCUUUAAUAUGCUGUGCAGUUGAUUUCGGCGUAGUGCCUCGACCAGUGCCAUAUUGCGUGAACAUUUUACUGC